This is a messenger RNA of Rotaria socialis, 1218 nucleotides long. Lineage: Eukaryota; Metazoa; Rotifera; Eurotatoria; Philodinida; Philodinidae. The record is from the annotation of a GenBank genome assembly.
AUGCAAGCUGGAAUACAGAAAAAUAUUAUGAAUAUAUUUAUUAUGGAAAACUUAUCUUCUUUACAAUCCUCUUAUUGGCUUAUUCUUCCUAUUCUUUUUAUUCUUUUUUAUUUACAUCGAUCAAAGAAAUCUAAACAAGUUCGUCGACGGAACCGUCGAGGUAUUGAUCGAUGUCAAACAUAUCCUCGUCAAUAUCCAUGCGGUUGGUAUCGCAUAUGUGAUUCUGAUGAAGUUGCUAAACGAGGUCAAAUAAAAAAUGCUUUUAUAUUGGGUCGAGAAAUGAUUAUUUUUCGGUCCGAUGAUGAACAUAAUCAAGUGUAUGUCUUAGAUGCAUUUUGUAUUCACAUGGGAGCACAUUUAGGUCACGGUGGACGAGUUAUGCCCGGUACAAAUUGUAUUCAAUGUCCUUUUCAUUUAUGGGAAUUUAACGGAGAAAAUGGUCGUUGUACAAAAAUCCCCUAUGUAGAUGGGAAAAUACCGGAUAAAGCUAAAAUGCAAACAUAUCCGUGUGUGGAACGUCAUGGAAUGGUUAUGAUUUGGUAUCAUCCAUUAAAUGAACCUCCUCAUUAUGAUGCUAUUAGUGUUGAUGAAUUAUUAGGUGAUAAUUUUGAAUUUCGUGGUGUUUAUCGUUAUCCAAAUAUUCAUAUGCACUUACAAGAAUUUGCUGAAAAUGCAGCUGAUGUUCAACAUUUUCAUCCGUUACAUGGUAACAUGUGCAUACCGUGGACUGAAUUGCAAGUACCACGUAUAUUGAUUCAUCAUGAAGCAUCAUUAAAAUUUAGCACGGAUGAACCACAUAUAGUAUAUUUUUAUGAUACGGCAACGUUAAAAUUAUUUGGAAAAAAAUAUGAAUCAAGUAAAGUUGAUGCAUCAAUUACAUUUUACGGUCCAGGUGGCAUAACAUUAUUUCGUUUCGAUGGAGGCUUUGGAAGAAUUUAUUUAUUUCAUACUCAUACGCCAACGGAUUACAUGGAAUUAGAUGUUGAAUUUCGAGCGUAUGUUGAAAAAAAAAUACCACGAUUAUUAAAUUGGUAUAUUGUUGGAAAUUGGAUUGCACAAUGGCGUCGUGAUAUUACUGUUUGGGAAAAUAAAGUGUUCAAACGUGCUCCUUUUCUUGUUAAAAAUGACGGCCCUAUAUUAAAAAUGCGCCGUUGGUACAAUCAAUUUUAUCUUUCAAAAGAAGAACAUGAAAAUCUUGCCGAGCCACUCGAUUGGUGA